Messenger RNA from Colletes gigas, 7164 nucleotides. RefSeq names its product MAP7 domain-containing protein 1-like. The record is from RefSeq and is a predicted model, not a curated record. Gene Ontology annotation, biological process: microtubule cytoskeleton organization. Lineage: Eukaryota; Metazoa; Arthropoda; Insecta; Hymenoptera; Colletidae. The transcript is spliced from 17 exons. Gene Ontology annotation, cellular component: microtubule cytoskeleton. The coding region runs from base 1457 to 4804 and encodes 1115 amino acids.
CAAGAAAGACUUGCCACGAGCGUGGAGGGACCUGUGGCUUCUCGAGCAAGUCACACGGUCUCGAGCAUGUACCGUCGACUCGUUCGUUCGUCACCGCGAUCGCGACUCCACCGUUCGACGAUCGAGUUCCUAGAAAGUUCCUAGCGUCUCGAACGUUAGCCGCCCGCGAAAUUUGAAAUCGACAGGUGGCCGGAUCGGGUAUCGCGUGCCUCGCGUACGACAGUGCGCGAUUAUUCCGUCACGGUGCGUCGCGUGUUUCUCGCGGCCAUCGAUGUUUCCACGGGGGAAAAUCGCGCCGACGGAAUUUCUAAAUUGCUCGAGGAGAAAGGUACUUUCUACGCCGGAUCCGCGUCGACGAUGGUGUCGAUUUUCCGAGCGUCCGACAAGCGGAUCGAUAUCGAUGGAUCCGCUCGCGUACGUCGUAUCCACUCGCACGCGACCUUUGGCUGCACCUCGGGACCGAGCCAUCAGCCGCUAAACAGCCGAUUAAAUUUACAUGGUGACGCAACGGCAGCUCGUGACCGUCGACGACGGCCUACGAAGAAGCCAGUUACGAGCUCGCGCACGUCACGGUGAAAAGGGCCGUCACGGUGCUCUUCGCGAACCUUUCGAUAUCGUCCAGUGAAUAUUCGACGCGACUGGCUUCGCCCGAUACAGGCUCUUUUUACGCGUACGGGGUUAUUCCUGGCGGAGCCGGGAUAAAAUUAACACGUGACCGCGAAAGAAACAGUGCUAUCGAUUUGGGAGACUAUUUUUGUAUCGACUGGACGAGAAAACAGUGUUUAAAAUUUUUUCUUUAACACCCCACGUGAACCUCUGUUGUCUCUUCAUAGCCAGGAAUACUCAUACCCCAAAUUAGGGGAUAGGGAGACGACCAUCGAACCUCUAAGACGUCUCCCACGAAACAGUGUUUAAUUCCUAUCCCAGUGCACCGUUCCACAGUUAUACAUAAUCGGUAGCCAAGAAUUAGAUCAAGGAUCCUCGUACUAAACGCUUGGUAGUGCAAAAAGUGUGUGACCCCCUUUGCAAUCCCGAUUUCACCAGGAUACUCGCCAAAAAGUCCAGCGUCAGCGUUAAAAGUUUCGAUAAGUUCCUCCCAGCCAAGGUUCUCUGUACCAAACAGUACCGUGCAAGGACAAGCGUGAUAUUUUUUCUGUGUUCCAAACCCCCAUUGUUAGGGACAAGUGUUUCGUAAGAGGGAGUGUGAUCCGCGAACAGUGUUUAAUCCCUGUCCGGUAGCUCCGCGCGGACGAUCGAUACGCGUUAUCCGGAUUCGAGACCAUCGAUUGUGUUGCGGCAGAGAUCGGGUCGCUUCGCGUUCGACGAAGCUCACCAAGAAUCUUGGCAAAGGCACAUUUUUCCCGGCGAAUCAUGCGAGAGGGUGGUGUCCGGAGCCUCGAAUCGCUGGAGGUUGAACGGUUACCGCGAUGUCUGUGCUGGUGACAUUCUGCGUGACAUGGGAGCCGACGAUAUGAACAGGGAGAUACCGAGCAGCACCCUCGCGACCCUCAGGGGGAUCCUGGUGAGCUCUCUGUCGAGGGAGAACCUGGGGCCGCACGAUCUGUCGGCGCAGGAGAAUGGGAGGCAUCGACCUCUGAGGAAGGUGCACUUUCACGAAGCUGGAGCCGCUUCUGAGGAAACUAACCAAAGGUCCAGUUCUGCACACAAUCGCCACUCUCUCACGAAGGAGCAAACGAUGCACUGGUUCGCCCAAAUCGGAGGUGACGAGGCUUCUCCCGAUUCGUCAGAUGUGAAGCGACGCCGAAGUCUCUACGACGAGGACUCUCUCGACGGCGAUCUUCCUAACGAGAACGAAGGACGGGAGUCGUCGGGAAGCGCGAAAGACGUGGACAGGGCGAAGCUCGUCCGUGAGAGACAGAACGAGGAGCGGCAACGGAAGUUGGAAGAGCUGAGACAGCAAGCCCUAGCCGCGCAACGUUUCCGGGAGCAGCGGGAAGAGGAACGCCGAAGGCGCAUCGACGAGCUCAGAUCGCGUGACAACGACAGAAGAAAUCAAGUCGAAGAGAGAAAGCGGUUAAUAUGCGAGGCGGAGAGGGAAAGACGGGAGGCGAUCCUCCGGAAGAACCAGGAGAGAGAGGCGCGCAUAGAGGCGAAGAAGAAGAACGAGAGGUCGCACAUUGUGUUCGCUUUCGGAAGUUCUACGCCAAGGAUGCUGGAACCUGCAGACACCGGUGGCUCCACUUUCUGGGGAACUCGUAGAGCCACCUCUACCACCAACGUGAUGAUGUUCUCUGCUGCUCAGCCGUUGACCAGGAGAUCCUCCGAAAGGGAGCUCGACGGUAGCAAGAAACGAGCCACUUCCGCCGGAGGACUCGACAGGAAACCUGGCGAAGAUAUGAGAAUGUCCUCGUCCAUGUACGAGGUGUUCAAUUGGAAUUCUAGCCCUGAUCCUCCCUUAACCCCUGCCAAACAUAAGAGAGCCAGCCUCUCUCUGCCUCCUACAACUGACAUCUUUGCCAUCGAUGAUAAGUCUGAUAGCGACACUAGGCGUCCGAUGAUUCAGCGGGCUGCCAGUGGUGAAGAGAGCGAUGGAACACCAGGAACACCUAGUUCGGUUUAUCUGCGAGUGAACAGGAGACGUACCGACUUGAUGCCGACGAUACCGUCGCCGCGUGAUGGACCGCCGUCGACGGGACGCAGCUCCAGCGCCAAGGCCUUCACACGUUCGCCAGGUAGGACUUACUCGAUGUCCAGGCUGGACCAGCUGGCGCAGCCUAGGAAACGUCCGACAGAACUUAGCACACUGACGGAACAGCAGAGCCAGCCUCUGAGCGCUUCUAGCAUGAGUCGCAGCAUGUCACAUUUAGCUGCGUCCGGGGCAAAGAGCCUCAAACGCUCAGAUAACUCUCGUAGCAUGGGUACGUUGCCAGGCGCGGUCCCGAUCCCGAGACCAACGAGGGCCGAGAGACUCCGUCGCAAAGCACGCGAGCAUCAGAAUCACCAGCAGCAAGGCAUCCGCAGCGGGGAGGUGACACCGAACAGCCCAUCACGACCGCACAGCUCCAUGAGCCAGCAAAGCGCCAGCAGUGUGGGCAGCAGUAACGUCAAUCUGCGUCCCCGUACGACUGCCCCGCGUCGGCCGCGACCUGCUUCUAUUGCCGGUACCGGUGUUUCAGUCACAGAACGACACAAUCUGUUGGCCGAGACGAAGCUGACGAAGGAUUCGAAGCCCCCACUGCCAAAGGUCCAUAGCACUCCAAAGAAACCUUCCACGCCGAAAUCGGCGGACACGAAGAAACCCACGGAGAAACUGAUAAAGAACGCCAAGGCGUCCCCGCGAAUAACCUCGAAAGCAACGCCACUGCAAAGCCCGAGCGUCGAGAAUGAACCGUUCAUUCGCGAGACCACCGCUGAGAUAAUAAAACACGAAAUCAAGGAAGAGAUCAAGUCGGAGGACAAGCACGAAGAGAAGAAAGACCAGGGCACAGAAAAGACACAACAAGAAAUAACUGCGGCGGAACAGAGCACGGAACAGGUUAAAGAGCCAGCUAUUAUCGAACAAUCCAAUACCGUAUCGGUGUCCAAACAGACGAAAGACGAGACCAAUUCGAAUCAAGAGGUCCAGUCCGUCGUGCCGCCUCAAGAAACGCCCAAAGUCGCGAGAAAGGAUGACAACAAACAGGAGAAGAAGCCGGUCGAAACCGAGGCGAAAUCCGAGAACAAUUUGGAGGAGCAGGUAGACAUGUCAGCCUCGAUGAUAGCGAAGAUCAGGAUUACCACCGAGGAGGAGGCUAAGGCAGCCAUAGCAGAGCGAAGAAGAUUGGCCAGAGAGCAGGCGGAACGGGAGGCCGAACUGGAACGCCAACGACAGGAGGAAGAAGCGCGCCUGGAAAGCGAGAGAUUGCGCGCCGAAGAAGAGGAGCAACGCCGUUUCGAGGAGGAAACGCUUCGUUUGGCAAACGAGGCUAGAGAGGCUGAAGAACAUAGACUGCGAUUGGCUAUCGAAGAGGCGACGCGUCGCGAGGAAGAAGACAGGCGAAGAAGAGAAGAAGAAGCCCGUCAGAAGCAGGAGAAAGAAGAGAGCGAGCGGAAAGCGAGAGAAGAGGCGGAAAGACAACGGAUCGAAAUGGCUGAGCGUCUGAAAAAGGAAGAAGAGGAAAGACUCGCUAGACGUAAACGCGUCGAGGCGAUUAUGCUUAGAACUCGCGGGAAAAAUCAGAGCAACACGCCCACUAAGGGAGAAGGUGGUGAUAGCGAUAAAUUGAAAGAAGACAACAGUCCUAACGAUGAAAAUAAGCCAGCACCAGGUAGCAAAAACGAAGAUGUUAUGACAGCCAGUCUCAUAUCCGAAGCAACUCAACAAUUCAUUAGCGGAGAGCAACGAGCUCAUCAUACGGAAAACAAUACUACAACGGACAUUGUGCAUAACGGCACACAUAGUAAUGGCAUUAACGAAAGUAAAAUUGUAUUGGAUAAUAAUCAGGGUAAUGUGGAAGGAGAACUGAAUGGUCAUCAUACGAAUCACGGAAAUGGUAUCAACAGUCAAUCAAUUACAUUGGAUAAUGCCACCGUCAAACAAAACAACGUGACCAACAACCUGUUAGACCUAACGGAAUUCGACUCUCUCAGUAAUAGCAGUAGUGGCCCAAUACUCGAACUGACAUCUAAUUUGGCCAACGAAGACACCCUCAACUCGAACCUAAAUCCAGCAGCUAUACCUUUCACUCCAAUGGCCAACCCAUACAUGCCUACUGCUACUAACGUCAAUGUAAAUCCGUUCCAGGAUUCUUUUAUAAACAACAAACCACAAGAUAAUAGUCAAGUACCAGAUCUUUUAUCAUAAUGCGCGUAUUAAACAUUCUGGUGAAAAGGAAGAAGAACAAUUGGAUCGAAAUGCCCUGUUACUUACAGCAAGCAAUAUAGGUAUAUAAUUGAAAUGACGUCAUUUAUGAGAUAAUGUAAAUAAGCGCUAUCGAUGUGUAGAAAUGGAGAUCUAAGUAGAGAAUGGGGGCACUACGUCAAAAAAUGAAAAAAAAAAAUGAAAAGACUACCUUGUCCUUAAACGUUGUCACGAGAAUUGUAAAAUAAUAUAUAAUGUUAAUUAAUAAUAUUAUGCAAACAGCAAAUAGGCACUCAGUCCGUUAUAGUAUGCUAUUAGGAUAUAAAUCUAAUGUUUUAGAGGACCUUUAAAGGGAAUGAGGCCUGUUUAUAACGUAAUAUGAUUUCAAACACGCGUAUAUACUUUUACUGUAACAAAUUUCAUUAAAUUAAUUUCACGCAUUUUUCGUCCGUACCGUAAUGAUGUUUUAUGUUUUGUGAGUCUUUUAUCGAAAAUGUAACGAAACGAGAUUUUACGAUUUUUGAAUAGGGAAAUCAGUGCAUUCGUGAUUUGUAUACGUGAACGAAUGUGUAAAACGGCUUGACAAACAUAGCACAAGAUUGUGAAUUGGUUCGAAAAAAAAAACGAUGUAUCAUGCGAAACUGUAUCUGCCAAAAUGACGUAGGAGGUAAGCUCCAAUGAUUGUUCUUACAUAAGAGAUAGUAUAAUAUUACCUUAUAGAAUUUGAAUAUAGAAAAGGAAUCUAUGUAUAAUCAUAUCUAGUAAGAUCCUUUGCAGAUAUGAUGUAAAAAAAGAAAAAAACCAUUUCUUCCAUACUACAUUUUUGGGGCGUGCGCUCACUAGUCAAGCAAUUUUACUGUUUUUAUCGUAUUUUUUUUUUUUGUUUUAUUUUUUUUUUUAUAGAAAACACACCUAAUAUUGGUACUCUAGGUAUCCAACUAGAUUUUCAUUACUGUUAUGUUUUCGCGAAUCUAACAUAAAUUUUCUAGCUGUGAUGAUGACGACGAUGAAUGAAGACGGCGAUUGCUUUGUGAAAUAGCCACUGCAUACGUUCGCGGAAUAAACGAAACGAUAGCUAUGUUACUUUCUUUGUAAAUGAUGUUCUGCUAGACUACGAUAGUCGGUGAAAUGCGAAAUCGCCAGUUUACACGUUUCAAUACUAAAACAACAGGUUAACGUAAUCAUGCAAAUUCUAGUGAAGAGCUCAGCCUCGCCAGUUAUUUCAUGGAAAUCGAGUACACGAAAUUACACGGUCACACAUUGCGUUAUCCAGUGGUGGCUAUUCAUUAUAGUGGUAUCAUACUAGUAUACAGAUAGAAAACGAUAAUUUGAGAAGCCUGAUGUUAUUGAGCAAUUAUUGUAAUUGGUGUAUAAGUACAUGAAUUAUUUGUUACUAUUGUGGCAUACUAUUAUAAAAUGGGUAUCAUUUCUUGACACAGAUACAAAUCGUGUUGUAACAUUUUCUUAACCGCAGGCGCGUGAUAAUGCCCGACCUGUGUAUGGCUAUUUGCAUCGAGGGUAAUAAAGUAAUCCGAUAUUAUUUUUAUUUUCGAAUAACAGAAAUAAACGAGAGUCAUCGACACGUCUGAAAGGAUAUCACUGAUUUACGAACUCUGUACACCGUUUUUGCUUUUCUUCUUUUUUCUUGUGUUCGUGCUACAUGUGAGAUAUUACGAGUUUCCCUGUUAUCUUUCUACGUAUAUUUAAUAUCGCGAACGAUCUGAUGAAAUUCGCCGCUGCAUACGUGCUGCCGGUUCUUUUCUUCGAAAACUGUUUAAUUUAAGGUCGUCGAGCAUACAUGUAUGUAACACCGCAGUGUUUCAUGUCGCAAAUUGUUUCUGUCGCACGAAACCUGUGAACUAACGUUUGAACGAGUACGAAUGCGCGUUUCUUUUUUAUUUUUCAUUGAAAAUUGUAGCACACUGCUGUACAGAUGCAUACGAUCCUAAGGCAUUCUGAUCGCCUAAGGCUUUUUCGAGCGCGUAGUCACGGUACCGACAAGGGAAUUCGAAUCCGUCUUACGUAAUUUUGACGAUAUACUCCGUGAAUGAUUAUUUUUCACUAUAAAAGUACGACGUUGCUUUUCACGACAAAAGUAUGCAAUGACUAUGUAUCGUGUUUAUUUAUUCAAACUGCUCUAUUCGGUCUAACUAAAACUAUUCUAUAAGGACACGUAAUUAAUAAUAACUAUAAGAAUAAUAACAAUAAUAAUAAUCUCAAUACAUACGAAAGAAUGUUUCUAAACAAUACAAAUACUGAGAACGCUAAAUAUCAUCAGUCACGUCUAAAGAUACUUCGUAUUGUAUAAAUGCUUGUAUGUAAUAAAUACUUAAUAUUAAAAAUAAAAGAGAUAUCAUUUAAUA